Trifolium pratense (red clover) is the source of this 1200-nucleotide messenger RNA. RefSeq names its product transcription factor MYB119-like. Gene Ontology annotation, molecular function: RNA polymerase II cis-regulatory region sequence-specific DNA binding; DNA-binding transcription factor activity, RNA polymerase II-specific. Gene Ontology annotation, biological process: regulation of DNA-templated transcription. The record is from RefSeq and is a predicted model, not a curated record. NCBI's taxonomy places the organism in Eukaryota, Viridiplantae, Streptophyta, Magnoliopsida, Fabales, Fabaceae. The coding region runs from base 1 to 1200 and encodes 399 amino acids. The transcript has 3 exons. Gene Ontology annotation, cellular component: nucleus.
AUGAAAUUAGAUCUUAGUUUUGAAGAAAAAAUCUCUUAUCUUUUUGGAGAUUAUCCUAAAUAUUCUUCCAUGAAAGUAGAUAUCUCCACAAUUAUUUCCUCCCAACCUAAUUCCCCCUUUUCAUAUUCACCAUCACAUUGCACCACAUUUUUGUACCAAAAUUAUUGCAAUCCAUUUAAGGAUCAUCAUCUGAAGGGGUCUAAUCAUCACUCUAAUUUUUCUACGGUGUUUCCUUCCUCCAUGGGCCCAAUCACUAUGAUCCCAACCCCUUCAUACAAGGCUACACACAACAAUGGGUCCCAAAGAAAAUCUAUCGGUGCUCAAAAUCCAAUGAUGUUUGAAUCAAACAAUAACAAAAUGAAAACUAUGCAUGGUCGCCUAAAUACUAGCAAAGGAGUUUGGGAUUUGUCCAAAAAAAAUAUCUUUCAGUAUGGUGAAACUUCACAACCUCGGAUGAGUCAAUCUUUACCACCAUCACUAGUUUAUGAUGCAGAUCCAUCUCUAUCAAUUAAGCGCAAGCAUCAAGGAGAUCUUUCAUCCAAUGGUGGAAUUGAAUACAAACCCCAAAAAAAUGAUCCAGGGCUCGUUCUUAGUGACCAAAAGCGACAAAAGAUGAGUCAAAAGAAUAGUGAAAUUCGACACAAGGAUUCCAAUACAAUCAAAGGCCAAUGGACUGCGAAUGAGAAUAGGAAUCUUGUCGAAUUGAUGGAUAGUUUUGGGCGUAAUUGGACUGAGAUAGCUAAGUUUAUGAAUGGUAGGAACGCGAAACAAUGCAGGGAGAGAUGGUAUAACCAUCUUCGACCACAAAUUAAGAAAGCGCCAUGGAGCGAAGAGGAGGAAAAAAUACUGAUUAAAGCUCAUAAGAAAGUUGGAAACAAAUGGACUGAAAUUGCAAGAAUGUUACCCGGUCGCACUGAGAAUGCCAUUAAGAAUCGCUGGAACACCGCGAUACGCAGCCACAACCGCAAGAACAGAAAGAACCGGUGUAAUAGUUCGAAAAACACAAUACUUUGGAAAUACAUUAAUGAAAUCAAUGCUAAGGAAGUUGAUGAGAAAGAGAAUGAUGAAGAUUUGACUACUCGAGAGGAUGAAGAACCUAGUGGUGGUUAUGAGUUUGAAAAUGGAAUGGAGUUUUUUGUUGAGGUUCCUAUCAAGGAGGAAAUGGAUUUCAUGGAGAUGAUCAAUAAUAAUAGCCCUUAA